Messenger RNA from Malania oleifera, 2201 nucleotides. Its product is annotated as cyclic dof factor 2-like. The record is from RefSeq and is a predicted model, not a curated record. The transcript is spliced from 2 exons. Bases 246 to 1757 code for a protein of 503 amino acids. Gene Ontology annotation, biological process: regulation of DNA-templated transcription. Lineage: Eukaryota; Viridiplantae; Streptophyta; Magnoliopsida; Santalales; Ximeniaceae. Gene Ontology annotation, molecular function: DNA-binding transcription factor activity; DNA binding.
GUGGAAUCAAAUGCGCGAGAAAGAAAGAAAGAUCCCAAAGACCACAGAGCAAACUUGUGGCUGAGAAACCUUCCUCAACUGAUGACCUGGCCUGUAUGAUUCCCACCUCCUCCCUAUUAAAUCCUCUCCAAAAUUAUCCAUUUUUUUCAAAAAUGCAAUCGCCCACCUUGAGAAGAAAGAGUAAUUCCCACAAUCACACUGAUUCUUGUUUCUAGAGACAGAGAGAGAGAGGGUCAGAGGAAGAAAUGGGACUGUUGGAGCCGAAAGACCCGGCGAUUAAGCUCUUUGGGAAGACGAUACAGCUGCCGUCGACCGAUGACUCCUCGCCUCCUUCGUCUGAUUCUCCUCGCGAUAAGGUUUCGGAUCGCAGUUCUGUGUCUUCAAUCGGUUCUCUGCAGAACGGAGCAGGGGCAGGAGUGGCGCAGGGAGAACAGAAGAAGACUUCAGAAGGAGAACACAAAGAGGAAAAAAAGGAAGAUGGUUCAUGUGAUCAUCAUAUCUCAGAGGACUUCCAGGAUCCUACAACAUCAUCUGUCAUCAGUGAAAACCCAAAAACAUCUCCUGUUGACAAGGAAACUUCUUCAUCGAAAACUAUGAAGAACGAUGAGCAGAGCGAAACAAGUAUGUCACAAGAGAAGACUCUGAAGAAACCUGACAAGAUACUUCAAUGUCCCCGAUGUAAUAGCAUGGACACCAAGUUCUGUUACUACAACAAUUACAAUGUCAACCAGCCCCGUCAUUUCUGUAAAAAGUGUCAGAGAUACUGGACUGCUGGAGGAACCAUGCGAAAUGUGCCUGUGGGUGCUGGUCGUCGCAAGAGCAAGAAUUCCUCUGCUUCACAUUAUCAUCACAUAAUGGUUUCCGAAGCUCACCAAUUAGCUCGAGUCAAUGCUGCAAAUGGAAUUCACAGCUCCCAUUUGGGAGGCAAUGGUACUGUCCUCACCUUUGGCUCAAAUGCUCCUGUUUGUGAAUCCAUUGCUUCUGCAUUAAACCUUGCUGAGAAAACGCAAAACCAUGUCCAAAAUGGGUUUCAUCAACCCGAACAGAGAACUCCUGUUUCUUCUGGAAGGGGAGAAAAUGGGGAUGAUUACUCAAGUGGGUCUUGUACCACAGCUUCCUAUUCAGCAGAAAAGGGCGGUGAUGCUCGUCCAAAAGAACCAGUGACAGAGAACUGUCAUGGGCUCUCUCCUCAAUUACCAUGCUUCCUUGGGCCUCCGUUGCCUCAUCUGUGGAACUCAGCUCAGUGGAACUCUGCAGCUAUGCCUCCCCGCACUUUCUGUCCUUCUGGAUUUCCGGUAUCCUUCUAUCCCGCACCAGCUUAUUGGGGCUGCAAUGUACCUGGCUCUUGGAAUAUGCAAUGGUUUUCCCCUACACCUUCCUCUCCCAAUUCUUGUGCCACAAGCUCCAGGUCUACCUCAUCCCCAAUUUUGGGAAAACAUUUGAGGGAUGGAACCAUCAUUAAUCCAGCGAACUCAGAGAAAGAGAACAAUUCAGAAAGAGGUGUGUUGAUUCCAAAGACACUGAGAAUUGAUGAUCCCGAUGAAGCUGCCAAGAGCUCUAUAUGGACCACAUUAGGGAUAAAGAACGAGAAAAGCAGUUGUCUCAAUGGGGGAGGUCUACUCAAGGCCUUUCAGCUCAAGGAUGAUGGGAAAAAUCACAUAGCUGAGACAUCUCCAGUGCUGCAAGCUAAUCCUGCAGCCUUGUGUCGAUCACUGAACUUCCAUGAAACUUCCAUGAGAGUGCAUAAUAAGAGCUAAGAAUGUAAUCUAAACUUGAGCGCCGGGAAAUGGAAUGGAAUGGAAUGGAGUUUCCCAAACUCUCGCUGCUGACGAAAGUUGUGCCAACACCACACCCCCCUCCCCCCCCCCCCCCCCCCCCCCCCUCCCCGCCCCGGUCCAGGUGAUUAUGGUUUGCAUAUCUCAAUGCAAGUACCAAUCGGCAAAGCAAUCCAAUUGACACUAGGAUGAUCUUCGGAGGGGAUCAGCACUUCCACCAAUUUGCUCAGAUUGCUGUUAUUAUACUUUCCUGUAAGAGUGAGAAUAGGUCUUUUUUGCUUUUAGUACUUUGCCAAGUGUUUAUGUACAUAACCAUAUAGGAUAUAGGGAGACACCAUUCCAAAGAGAGAUUCUUGGACAUGAAAUCCAAAUGUUGUAGAAUAUACUAGCCAAUCCAAGUAUGAAAUUAUUUGUAUUUUACUUCAA